Messenger RNA from Solanum lycopersicum (tomato), 1047 nucleotides. The record is from RefSeq and is a predicted model, not a curated record. Lineage: Eukaryota; Viridiplantae; Streptophyta; Magnoliopsida; Solanales; Solanaceae.
AUGGACAAGGACUCUCAUUGGAAAGAUAGAGUUAGAAUAUAUGUCUCUUCAAAUGAUCAUCAAGCAUGGAUAGUAAUCAAGACGGGUCCGAAGCGUAUUCCAGGAUUGACUGAAAAAGAUGACACUGAAAAGCCAUUUGAUUCCGAAUCAUUUGAUAUCACUAAGGAACAACAAGAGUUAGAAACAUCUGAAGAUGAUCAUGAUGAAACCGCCAACAUAUGUUUCACUGGACUGGGUGAAGCAAGUGAGAAAGUCAUUAAUGAAUACAACAAGAUUGCUCAAGAAAAGAAAGUAUGCAAGCAGAUCAGAUGCAAGAAGAAACCCUGGUGUUCCUUUCGAGCCAGGCCAACUCUAACUGCUUAUUAUCAUGAUGAAGCUAGUCUGAAACAAGAAAAGUCUUUUGAACCAAGGCCAACUGCAACUUCUUAUCACGAUAAUGAAGUUGGUCUUAAAGAAAAAAAGUUUUUUGAACCAAGACCGACAUUAGCUGCUUACUAUCAUGAUGGUGCUAGUCUCGAACAAGAAAAAUCAUCCUUUACUAAAGAUUUUGAACCAAGGCCGACUUUAACUUCUUAUCGUGAUGAUGAAGUCAGUCUUAAAGAAGAAAACUCUUUUAAACCAAGGCCGACUUUAACUUCUUACCAUCAUGGUGAUGUUGGCCUCAAACAAGUAAAAUCAUCUUUUACUAAAGAUUUUGAGCCAAGGCCCAUUUUAACUUCUUACCAUGAUAAUGAAGUUAGUCUUGAAGAAGAAAGGUCUUUUGAACCAAGGCCGACUUUAACUGCUUACUAUCAUGGUGAUGUUGGCCUCAAACAAGUAAAAUCAUCUUUUACUAAAGAUUUUGAGCCAAGGCCCACUUUAACUUCUUACCAUGAUAAUGAAGUUAGUCUUGAAGAAGAAAGGUCUUUUGAACCAAGGCCGACUUUAACUGCUUACUAUCAUGGUGAUGUUGGCCUCAGACAAGUAAAAUCAUCUUUUACUAAAGAUUUUGAGCCAAGGCCCACUUUAACUUCAUACCAUGAUAAUGAAGUUAGUCUUGAAGAAUAA